Messenger RNA from Tachysurus vachellii, 6449 nucleotides. RefSeq names its product supervillin c (gene svilc). The transcript is spliced from 30 exons. Gene Ontology annotation, biological process: actin polymerization or depolymerization; barbed-end actin filament capping; actin filament severing. Bases 387 to 4853 code for a protein of 1488 amino acids. The record is from RefSeq and is a predicted model, not a curated record. NCBI's taxonomy places the organism in Eukaryota, Metazoa, Chordata, Actinopteri, Siluriformes, Bagridae. Gene Ontology annotation, cellular component: cytoplasm; actin cytoskeleton. Gene Ontology annotation, molecular function: phosphatidylinositol-4,5-bisphosphate binding; actin filament binding.
UUUUAUCAUCUCCCUCUUAUACACUGGUGUAUAUUUAACACACCGCUUAAAAGGGCUUUUCUCCGCCUCUAAUCGGGGUGUCGUGCGCAUGCGCAAAUGCCGCAUGGCUGCUCUGGCACAGCUGAGCUGACCCAUAGGAAGAGCAUUGCUGCUUCCUCAAAGGAGCGACCACGAUGAUAGACGGCUGUCUCAUUAACAGAGCCAGCUCCUCUCGCAGCUGCUGAUUGGUCGAGGCUUUCUUCUCUCCUGACUCCUCACGUUUCUUCCUCUCUUUGAAGUCUGGAGCUUAACUAGACCCCAGGAUCAGUAGAACCUCUUUGAUGAAUGUGUUUUCAGCCCGAGCUUACAGAAGAACCCGCUUAGACAGGAAGUGACAAAACAGGAAGAUGGAAAGUUCAGCAGCAGAGUCCCGAGCCGAGAGGAUUGCUCGCUACAAAGCCGAAAGGAGACGAGAGCUGGCAGAGCGCUACGGAAACCAGGAGGAUGAACUGCCAUCUAACUGGUCAAAGAGGGAGAGGGAAGGACGCGGCGCACACCGUGACUCCACCUGCUCUGACAGGAACCAAUCACAUGGAGUUAACAGAGACGUGAAGGCACGUGACUCAGCUCCGGCUGAGGAAGAGCUCAUCAUCUCCAAUGGAUGCAACGGAGACGCUCGCCCCGGGAAGACCAACCUUAACAGGCAGUGUGUGUUUGAUUCGUCCAACAUGCCAGCUACGGAAAAUCAUCCCGACUCGGACGUGACGCAGCUUCACACUCGCGUAUCAGUGGGUGAACUGAAAAGGGCCCUGCUUCAGCAAAGCUCAAGCUCAGCUGCCUCUGAUAAAGUUGCUAAAGAUGGAGGCUCUGAUGCAGUGACGGAUUCAUCUGUGAAAGCAGGAUCUGAUGGCGGUCGUCGGCGUACUCGACGCUACAUGCCCGCAGGAGGUGCUGGGAGCCGCAAAACCAGCGAGCGUUUCCGAACGCAGCCAAUCACGGCCUCCGAGAUGCAGGAGAGCGACGGAGUCAUGGAUAAGACGGAUCAAGAAAACUCAGCAAACGUAAAGACAGACGAGAGAGCCAUGAUGAGCGUCGCUGCCAAGAUGUCUCUGUUUAAAGAGAUGGAGAAGACGGCAGCUCCGGAGGUUUCCUCUUUCCUGAGGCCUCGUUCCAGCGGCAGUUUUAGGGACUCUCGGGUUCGCCGAGCCCCCACUCAGCCCGUCAGCUCUGAAGAUACUGGAGCGGCACACAGUAGCGCUCCGGUUGCUGUACCAGGUGAUACCCAGCCGGAGCAGACGGAGCAAGUCGAGGCAGAGCAGGAUGAUGCCAGCUCCAAGCUCUCUCUGAGUGAGAAGCUGGCACUCUUUAAUAAACUUUCUCAACCAUUCAUGCCUAAAGCUCCAGGGGGGAACAGCGGUUCAGCAGAUGCUUCAGAGAGACGCAGGCAGAGGGCAGCACGUUACCGCACACAGCCCAUCACUACAGAUGAGGUCAACCUGGUCAAUGUGCAAAAAGGCCUUGUCCUGCUUCCUGCUCUGCAUCUACCCUCUGGUCUCUCUGAGAGGCAACAGGCUGAAUCAGUCAACCUCAAGCCCAGCGAAGUGUGUCUCUCAGGCUCACAGUCCAGGCCAGCGGAAGAUCAAGAGCCCAAGCCUGUCUUGCAGGUCAAGGGCAUCCUGAAGAAGACCAUCUCUGAAGACAGGAGCUUUAAGGAAGGAGCUAAGGCAGACAGCAUCCCUACCAGACAAAUGCCGGUACAAAACGGACAGUGGCGCAACCAGAUUUCACUUGUUACAGCAGGAGAAUAUUCUCCAGCUCCACGGUCUACUGCCCCCUGGAGGCAAAGAGCGAGAAAGGACAUCAUCGCUUCCUCUCAGAGAACUCGCAGGCCCGUCUCCAUGACCGACGACUGCCUUUCAACGCCACUGAGCACAAGAGAAGGGUUGUCUGAAGUUCAGGGAGGUGCAGAAGAACAUGAGCAGAGGAAUGGGAUAAUGGGAAGCAUGCCACCAACCCAGGAAGAGAGCAACAUUGCACACGAGCUUCCAGCUCAGUGUUGGGAACCCGUCUAUUCCUCUGUUUACUCUUUUCCUAGCUCUCCCUCUCAGUACAAGAUGUUUUUUAAUGAGAGAAGUCUGUCGUAUGAGGCUCAGGAGGUUUCCUCACCCACUCAAACGCACAGCACAGAUAAGAAGAACUCCGUGGAAUCUGAGGCUUUCGUGCAGAUAGAUGAUGAGACGCUAUCAAAGUGUUCUGAUGAACCACAGAAACUACAGCAGCCCGUUGCCAUGGAGAGAGACAAAAAUGUUGCGACCUCUGAUCCCUCAUUCCCUGAGUGUCAGAGCAGUCCAGGAGACACAGAGCAGGACCUGAGCACCGUCUGCCAGUCCAACACUCCCAUAUUGAGCUCUGCGGUGACGGAACACCGUCGCUCGGUCCGUCCAUCCCGCCGUACUCAGGGUUCGAGGAAUCCGUUACGUGCUCUCGCAGCCCGUGACGACGUCAUGCAGGACUUCAUGCAGGCCCAGGACAACCCCGCUGCCAUGGAAACCAACAAAUCUGAAAAGAAUCACAGCUCCACUAACACUGCAUCUGCCAAGUCCGUCCCAAACACUGUGCCUUACUGCAACCUGAUGCUGAUUCUUGUUAAAGGAUGCAGACGAGUGCAGGUCCGUUUGGUGGAGCCGGUAGUUCGCUCGCUGAACAGCGGGGACUGCUUCUUGUUGGUCACCCCAUCACGGUGCUUCCUGUGGACUGGGCAGCUGUCUAACACCUGCGAGAGGGAGAAGGCCUCUUCCUUAGCCUCAGUGGUCGUGUCCCAGCGGGAUCUGGGUUGCCAUGCAACAGAGAUCAUUCACCUGGACGAGGGAUUAAACACAAAUGACCCACAGGCUGCGGACUUUUGGGAACUUUUGGGAGGAAAAAACUCUUACAGUGGCUGUUCGGAUGACGAUCAGCACUAUGAGACUGCGAUAACAGAAUCCAACUGCGUGUACAAGCUACAGGGAGACCGACUCCUCCCACAUGAGCAGGGCUGGGCCUCAGUGCCAUGCCUCUCUCUGCUGGACUCCUCCCAGAGCCUGCUGUUCGACUUUGGCAGCGAGCUUUACUUAUGGCACGGGAAAGAUGUUUCCCCCGGUGACAGGAAGCUAGCUCUAUAUUUGGCUCAGCAGGUGUGGAGCGGAGAUUACGACUACAGCAACUGCAGAAUGAACCCCCUCGACCCCUUCGGGAGCAACAAUCAGAUUCAGAGAACAGGCGUGGGUCGGCCAGGUUGGGCUCUGUUUGGCCGUGUGUUUGAGCAGAACGAGACCGUUCUCUUCAGGAUGAAGUUUGCGGAUUGGGUUCAAAAGAUGGAGGAUGUGACUCCUAAUGGACAGGAAGCAGUCAAGCAGACUUCUUUUAUUGUAGACUGUUCAGCUGACAUGUGGUCAUGUGACGCCAAAGCCCUGUUCGCUGGAAAGUGCGUGUCAGGGGCGGAGCCUAUCAUUCUACACGGUUUGGACAUACAGAGAGGGCGGGACUUGGUCACUCUGGGCGAUGGCCAGCAGGCAAAUCUCAGCACCGUUUCUGUGGAAAGUUGGCACGCGGGCAUGGGAGAGGUUUGCAGAGUGUCUUCAGAGAGCUUGGGGCAGUUACAUGAGGAUAACACGUACGCUAUACUCUGGAAAUAUCGCCUCAGUGCUAUAGGCGUCUCUGAGGAUCAAAGUUUGGACCAGGAAAACUCCGCCCUUUUUAUCUGGCAGGGACGGCACUCGCAGGUUAACCGACUGGACCUGUCCCUACCGUUAUCCUUUGUGAAUGAGCCUCGGGUGAACGUAAAGGAAGGGGCGGAGCCACCAUGUUUUCUGCAGCUUUUCCAAGGAGGCCUCAUCCUUCACAGAGGACACAGCAAACACACUGGUGACUGGCACCUUUUUUGUGUAAGGGGUGCUGUGCCUGAGGAGGCCAGUCUGUUGGAGGUGGAGGGCUGCACCUCCAGCCUGCGCUCUCGUGGUUCUGUGCUUCUGAUAAACAUCCAGCAGGCAGCACUUUACCUGUGGCACGGUUGCAAGACCCAUGCUAGUGCGCGUCAAGUGGCCAAACACACUGUCCAGCAGCUCACACACACGCGUCCUCCUGAGAUGGGAUUGAGCAACAGCAAUUUGAACAUUCAGGAAGUAGAGGAAGGGGCGGAGCCUGUAGAAUUCUGGAAUGCUAUUGGGCCACAGGAUAGAAAGGCUUACGACUGCAUGUUGCAAGAUCCUGGCAAGUACAACUUCACUCCACGCCUCUUUCACCUGAGUGCCCAAUCAGGAGUGUUCAAAGGGGAGGAGCUGGAAUGCGCAUCCCGGGCAACUGGGGUUGUCACGGCGAUGCCUUUUUUUCAGGAAUGCUUAUACUCCGUGCCACAGCCAGCUCUCUUCCUGUUGGAUAACACGUUAGAAGUUUAUCUAUGGCAGAGCAGCUCGACUCAGAGCUCACAGCGCCCUCACUGGGACAUGGAGAGGAAAUGUGCCAUGGAAACGGCGCUUCAGUACUGCAGAGAGAGAAACACCAGACGGCCUCCUGUGGCUUAUUUUCUGGAGGAAGGAACCGAGCCUCUCACCUUCACAAACGUUUUCCCAUCCUGGGAGAGACGAGUAACACAGGCACCCUCUGUGCAGAAGAAGCUAACAUUGGUGAAGGAUGCAUUGGCGCUCCUCAACAGGACUCAGUUCUCUGUACAGGAUCUACUAAAGAGACCUUUACCAGACGGAGUGAACCCUCUGCACCUUGAGACCUAUCUCUCUGACCAUGACUUCCAGGUGGUUUUAGGAAUGAAGAGGAAAGACUACAACUCACUGCCAGAGAUGCAGCAGCUACACCUGAAAAAGAGCAAAGGCCUUUACUGAAGCCGCGUUUGAAAGACUACCGACGCAGAACCUGAACUACUGAAGCAGUUUCAAUUUCUAUGUUCGUUUUGUAGUCUUUUUUUUUUGGCUUAAUCCUAUUGCCUCGUUAUAUUACCCCCUUUUCCAUGUACAGUUUGAGUGCUAGUGUGUGUCUGUCUUUUGAGUGUUGUCACUUUAGUGCCUUACAGAACUUGAUCCAAUGAUUUUAGCCAAAAGUCCAGGGGUCUGAGAAAGACUGCCUGCUUUACACACCCUCAACUCAACAGGUGUCCACUUCCAAAGCUGUUCUGUUUUCUUCCUCCUUCCUUUCUCUUUCUCCACUUGUUUCCAUCUUUUCUCAUCUACAUCAAUAACCUUUUUAUUCCAGGUCUGGGGGGGGUAAAAGAAAUAAAAAUAAAUAAAAUCACAUAUUUUACUGGCCUGGAAUUAAAUCUGGUCUCUUAUCAGCUAUAAUAACAAAUAAAUUGGAAUGAAAAUGUUUUUCUCUACUCUAUGCAGAUUUAAUUGAACUGUAUAUAUGAGCAGUGAGCUGAUUUAAAAAAAAAGACGCUACAGAGAAGUAGAAUAUUAAGGAAUAUUCGAUCAGUUUUUAAUUUCAAAAAACGUUUUUCACCACAUCACUGGUGCAUGUGAAAACCACAAACUAUGAUUUCGACACUAAUUUUAGAAUUUUUAUGUGAGUUUUUUUCUUGGUGGAGGAAUUUAUCAAUUCUUACUUGAUGAAAGCAUGUCAGAGGGCCAAGAGGCCAAAAAUCUAAAGAGAUCCAUCAGGGGCUUAAAAAAAAAAAAAAAAUAGAAAUUCUUCAUUGUUUGUUUUCUGACUGAUUUUGGAUAAGGAGGAGGCACGUGCACACACGACCACGUCCAAAUACACAAAUUCCAACCAUUUAACAACCGACGUGGUUUGGAAAAGAAAUAAUGAGCGGGAAGCUGCACGAUCAGAACUGCGCGAUGCUUGCUGUUAACUAGCUGCUUCUACUGUAGCUCACUACCUGCAGGUUAUCAGUGGGAAGCAGGAUUAUAUGCUUUCUAGAAAGUUUUAAAUUGGAUCCAAAUUUUACAACUGCAGAAUGAUUCAUCAAAACUUAUUCACUGCUUUUGCAAAAAUCAUGAACUGUAAAAUAAACAUAAGAACAUUUACAAGACGUAUUUGCCAUACGUAAAAAAAAAAAAAAAAAGCGAUAACACCAGUUUUAAUUUCAUGGCUAGUUUAAUAACAAUGCUGCGAUCGCUGUGCAUGUGCUCAAUGUUAAGACUUAUGGGUUAAUAUUUAAUCUGGUGGUUUGGUAUUUGUUAGGUGUGUGAGCAGUGUGGAGAGGUUUGGGAAUUAAACAGGCUUUAAACAUCAUGUGAUUUAGGAUUACAAGCCACACAAAAGUAGUGUUUGUGUGCAAGAGUGAGAGAGAGAGAGAGUUUAUUUUUAUUUGCUCCAAUGUCAAAGGAUCUAAUCAUACACUCUAUUGCUCCAUUUCUAAAUCUGUACUUUAUUAAAUCUGUACUUUUCCUGUUCACUAUAUACAAACAUUUAGCAGAUUGGAAGCAGGAACAUUUCCAGAUCCAAAUAUGAAUACAGAGAAGAAGGUUAAACUACCACAC